AUGUCCGACAAGCACGAGGUCACCCAGACCGAGAAUGGCGCCGUCCGUGGUGGCAAGAAGGCCGCUCUCAAGAACCACUGCAAGCGAUUCUGGUGGCUUCAUCUGAUCAUCUUCCUUUGCAUUUCUGCCGCUGUCAUUUGCAUUGUCAUCUUUGUUGGUGUCAAGAACAUCGCUCAGGCUAAGAUCAAUGAUGCCGACCUCCGUAUCCAGAGUGUCAACAUCCUCAACUCUGAGCCCAACAAGUUCCUCAUGGAAAUCAACUCUACCAUUAGCACCGAUGGCACUGUCAAGGCUGACAUUGACCCCUUCGUUGGCAACCUUACUCUCCGCGAUAUUCCCGACGCCAAGCCUUUUGUUCAGCUCAACUUCCCCAAGACCAACGCCAACAAGUUCCAGACUGUCAACAUUAGCCAGACUGUUGAAAUCAGCGACAUGGAGGCAUUUGCUCAGUUCAACAAGUACUUCUUCCAGAACGAGACUCUGCGCGUUGCCAUCGACGGCAAGACCAAGGUCCAGCCCGCCGGUCUCUCAAAGAAGUACGACGUCGACUUCCACAAGGUCGUCACCUUCAAGGGCCUGAACAAGCUCAACGGCACCACCCUGACCGACAUGAAGAUCAAGAUUGGUACUGCUGAGUCUGGCAUCCCCAACUUCAAUGCCACCGCUACCAUCACCAACCCUUCAUACUACACCAUCGACCUCGGCAACGCCACCUUCAACAACUACGCUGACAACCAGCUCCUCGGAAACCUCACCAUCCAGAACUUCAUCAUGCGGCCCGGUGCCAACGUCGUUCCCGUCUCCGCAAUCCUCGACCAGACCAUCAUCAUCUCCGCCGCUUCCAAGAAGCCCUACUGCGAGACUGGCAAGAUCGCCGUCGAACUUCUCGCCACUGAUGUCAAGCAAGGCAGCGGAGAGAUCACCUGGCUCAGAGAUGCCCUCGCCAGCGCCAACCAGACUGUCGAGCUCAGCCUGGCUGAGACAUUCAAGGCCGCUGGUCUCAGCGACUUCAAGGCUACAUGCAGCUCUUAA
Pochonia chlamydosporia 170 is the source of this 1032-nucleotide messenger RNA. RefSeq lists its product as hypothetical. Gene Ontology annotation, cellular component: fungal-type vacuole membrane. The transcript is spliced from 2 exons. The coding region runs from base 1 to 1032 and encodes 343 amino acids. NCBI's taxonomy places the organism in Eukaryota, Fungi, Ascomycota, Sordariomycetes, Hypocreales, Clavicipitaceae. The record is from RefSeq and is a predicted model, not a curated record.